Messenger RNA from Rotaria sordida, 528 nucleotides. NCBI's taxonomy places the organism in Eukaryota, Metazoa, Rotifera, Eurotatoria, Philodinida, Philodinidae. The record is from the annotation of a GenBank genome assembly.
AUGAUUGGUUCUUGUCAUAAUUUAUUAUUUUCUUAUAAUGGUCAAUAUUUAAUUGGAUUAUUCUAUGAAAUAACAUCAAAUUUAAAUCCUUAUGCUAUUAAAAUUUGGUCAACAAAUGAUUAUACAAUUCAUAAGAAUUUACAUCCAAUAAAAUGUUCAAUAGCAAUAACAUCUCAACAUUCAUAUAUACUUUAUAUGGCUGGUAAACAAAAAUAUGGUCGUGGUAUAUUACUUGGUUUACUUGAUAUUGAUACAUGUAAUCUUAUACAUGAACUCAAAUCAGAUCUUGAUACAUCAAUUGAAACACAAAUAAAUCUAAAUAAUGAACAAUCAUCAUUAAUAUCACAUACAAUGAAUAAUUGUACAAUGAUUUUAACGAGAUUUGAUUCUGAUCCAAACAAUACAUUUUCAAUAAAUGAUACCAAUAAUAAUGAUCAAUAUAUGUUAACUAUAUUACGUACAAAUGAAAUUCUUAUAUGGAAAUUAAAUAAUGAAGAAAUUUUAUUUAAUUAUAAUUUUCAUCAUUGA